This is a messenger RNA of Helianthus annuus (common sunflower), 2199 nucleotides long. RefSeq lists its product as uncharacterized. The transcript is spliced from 3 exons. Bases 1 to 2199 code for a protein of 732 amino acids. Lineage: Eukaryota; Viridiplantae; Streptophyta; Magnoliopsida; Asterales; Asteraceae. The record is from RefSeq and is a predicted model, not a curated record.
AUGGAUUAUAGUCAGUUCAAGCCGUCGGAUAUGGAUGCCAGACAUGUUAAGCCGCCGGAUAUUCUGUCGUCCUCGGGUGUUUUGUCUGAUCAUCAACAGGGACCGAAGAUAGUUAACGUCAUAGAUGAACUUACCAAGAUCACAGUUCCAGUUGAUAUUAAAGCCGAUGGUCAUGAUGUCGCUAAACCUGAUGUUGUGCAUGUUGUAGGAGAGAGUUCGAACCCUAAUAGCUCUCCUCAGGUUACAUAUGCGGAUAGGGUUAAGCUCAAUACGAGAGGGAAACGUGAGGUUAAUUUCAGACUCCUGGAAUCUACGGAGACGGUGGAGGAGGCUGAUGUGGUGAUUCCGAAAGAAGUUGUUCGACAGGUACAAAAGAAAUUUGGAAACGUUCUAUAUGGUUAUUUUCUUGGUGAUAGAUUACCGUUUCCGAUAGUCGAAUAUUAUGUUAAGAAUGUUUGGGCGAAGUAUGGUUUUGUAAAGGCUAUGAUGAACUCAGAUGGAUUUUUCUUUUUCAAAUUUGACUCUAAGGAGGGUAUGAAUAAAGUUCUUGAGGGGGGUCCAUGGUUGAUACGUAAGAUGCCGUUAUUCCUGAAUGUAUGGGGUCCGACAAUCAGUUUAAAGAAGGAUGGUAUUAAAUCUGUUCCUGUUUGGAUCAAGCUUCAUAAUGUUCCUCUUGCUGUUUAUACGGAUGAUGGUCUUAGUCUUCUGGCUUCGAAAGUUGGUGUUCCAAAGAGGUUAGACGCUUAUACAGCUGAUAUGUGUAUUGAUAAUUGGGGUCGGACCAGUUAUGCUCGUGCUUUGGUGGAGAUAAAUGCAGAAAACGAAUUGAAGAAUCAAGUAGUCGUUGCUAUUCCAAAGAUGGAUGAAGAGGGUUUUGUAAAGGAAAACAUUAAAAUAGAGUACGAGUGGAAACCACAUCGAUGUGAUACUUGUCGUUUAUUUGGCCAUAAUAAUUUGUCAUGCCCGAGAACUCCGAAGGAUAAAGCAAAACAGGUUAUUAUUGAUGAGGAGGGGUACAUUAUGGAUAAAAGGAAAACAGCAAAGUAUGGUUUUCCACAGAAAAAACAAAAGCCGAAGUUCAUGUACAAGCCUAAGUCUAAUUCUACGGGUGCUAGUGCCUCAGGAACGAAAGACCAGCCGGAAGCCAUAAGAGUGUCCUAUCCUGUGGACACUCAAAAUAAGUUUGAAAGUCUAGCAGAUGAUUCUUUGAAAUCAGGUACAUUAAAUGAGCUGUAUUCUGAGGAUCCGAUUUAUGAGAAGAUUGAUGGAACAGGGAGUAGCCGAGUUGUUAAGAGUUCAAAACAACCAAAUCAGAGUAAUGCUGAGGAGGAGGGUUUUGUUGAUCCUAUCCAAACGGAAGUUUCGUCUUUUAUGAGUAUGAAUACAAAGAAUGAUCGUUCUAAGGGGGCAAGCACUCCCGUUGAUAUGGAGUCUCACGUGGAGGUUUCAAAGCUUUCGAAAGUGUGUGGUAGAGUGUUUAAAAAGUGGGAAUGGACGUCCAAUGGAGGGGUAUGUAACAAAGGGACCAGAAUCAUUGUGGGAUGGAAUGAUGAUCGUAUCCAGCUUAUGAUGCUAGCUCAAACAGACCAGGUUAUGCAUGUCCAGCUUAAGUCUAACAUCGAUUCCAAAGUUUUGUUUGUGUCUUUUGUCUAUGCUAAGAAUACUUACCAAGAACGACGGGUUUUAUGGCAAGACCUAUGCAAGCAUAGGUUGGUAGUCAGGAAUCAACCGUGGAUUGUGAUGGGGGAUUUCAACUCGGCCCUUUAUAUGGAUGAUUGUUUGCAUGGAUCCUCCACUCCUACGAUAGGUAUGAGGGACUUUUUUGAAUGUGUUCAACAUAAUGAGUUGCUAGAUAUUCCAGGCCAUGGUCUUCAUUUUACGUGGAACCAAAAACCUAGAGAUGGAAUAGGCGUCCUAAAGAAGAUUGAUCGGGUGAUGGGUAAUGUAACUUUCCUAGAUGAUUUCCCGAAUGCUCAUGUGGUUUAUCACCCUUACCGGUUGUCAGACCACACACCAUGUAUUUUGAAAACGGCUAGAGAGGUUCGGCCAAAGCCAAAACCUUUCAAGUUUGCUAAUUUCAUUGCUACUAAGGAUGGUUUUAAGGAGUGUGUUAUGGCUGAAUGGAGCAAAAACAUUGUAGGUAUUCCGAAGCUCUCAGUGGUAAAAAAGCUUCGAAACCUUUUUUUUUUUUUUGGGUAA